Molecule: messenger RNA, 1365 nt
Organism: Cylindrotheca closterium
Lineage: Eukaryota; Bacillariophyta; Bacillariophyceae; Bacillariales; Bacillariaceae
Source: the annotation of a GenBank genome assembly
AUGAUGGAAACCGAGAAAACCCCGUCGAUUGAGCCAAUGGACACUGAUUCGCCCGCUCCAACACGAGGUUCUCUCUUGACUCUCAUGUCUCGACCAUCGCGAUUUGGCAAUGAUUCAGGAGCACUCCCCAUUGGAGAAUUUGAACCAAUCGCAAAAUCAUCCGGUGUGACCACUGCGGAUUUACCAGAUUCGGCGCUUUCCCAAUCCAAGAUUUUGGUGGUCGGUGCUGGAGGCUUGGGCUGCGAAAUCUUGAAGGACUUGGCCAUGUCGGGAAUGCCCAAUGUCCAUGUCAUUGAUUUGGACUCGAUUGAUGUCACCAACUUGAAUCGUCAAUUUCUCUUUCGUCAAAAGGAUGUGGGAUCCUCCAAAGCCAAAGUAGCUGCAGAAUUCAUCAACAAGCGGUGCCCGUGGAUGAAUGUCGUUGCUCAUCAUGGAAAGAUUCAAGAUAAAGAUCCAUCCUUUUACAAGUCUUUCAAUGUCAUUGUUUCCGGAUUGGACAAUGUAGAAGCUCGUCGUUGGUUGAAUGCUACUGUUUGCGGUUUGGUCGACAUUGACGAAGAUGGAGAUCCGGAUCCAUCCACUAUCAUUCCUAUCAUUGAUGGUGGUACCGAAGGAUUUUCAGGACAAGCUCGUGUUAUUUUACCACGAAUUACUAGUUGCUUUGAAUGUUCCUUGGAGGCUUUUCCGCCACAAAGAAGUUUCCCACUGUGUACCAUUGCCGAAACACCCCGUCGACCCGAGCACUGCAUUGCUUACGCAUUCAUCUUGGAAUGGCCCAAGCAAUUUCCCGAAAAGAAACUCGAUAAAGACAGUCCUGAUGAUAUGAAAUGGGUCUACGAGAAGGCAUUAGAACGAGCCAAAAAGUACAAUAUUGAAGGCGUCACCUACAUGCAUACUAUGGGAGUCGUAAAGACAAUCAUCCCUGCCGUUGCUAGUACAAACGCCAUUGUUUCCGCUGCUUGUGUAGGCGAGGCUGUCAAGAUCUUGACCUUUUGUUCCCAAACACUCAACACCUACAUGAUGUAUAUGGGAUCGGAAGGUGUCUACAGCCACACCUUUGUCUAUGAAAAGAAGCACGAUUGCGCCGUGUGUAGCACCGAGACUCACAAGAUUGAAAUGUCAAAAGAAGCAACCUUGAAUGAGUUAAUUCAAAUCUUGCGUGAAGGAGAUUUGCGACUUGGUGCUCCUAGUAUGACUACGUCCAACAAGACUCUGUACAUGCAAAAGCCACCAGCCUUGGAAAAGGCUACCCGAAAGAAUUUGGACAAACCAGUCUCGUCUUUGAUUGACACCGAUGAAGAAAUUGUGGUUACUGACCCAAUUUUGCAGAGUAUCAACCUUUCGCUUGCCAUCUCCUUCCAAUAA